GCCAAAUCCAUCCUCCUUCCCUUUUACCGCCGCCGCCAACGCUCCCCCGCCUCUCCUCCGACGCUUCCACCUCUCUCCACGGAGCCGGACUCCCUUGCCGCUCUCUAUCCCGCUCUCUGACUCUACCCUUCAAACACCCUUCUGGUAGCCAUUUUAGGGUUACGACUUCUGAUUUGUGUAAAGCGCUUCAGCUCCUGUCUAAAUGGGCUUCUUCAUUGCCACUGCCCACCUCGUCGUCAUCCGUCGAUCCAAAACUAGCUUCUCUAGCUAUCUACCUGUCCAAAUCCGUAACCAUGGCCUCGUUUCGAGGUCUUGAUCGAUGAGUUAGGAUGUCUAGUUGCCGUUGUCCAUUCGUUCCCAAAUAUGGAGCUUGAUGCUCAAACAUAUCCGAGUUCCAAAAAUGAGGAUGUUCUCCCUCCCUCUUCACUCGUCUUUGGAAUGGGCAGGAGAGAGUGAGAGAGGCAUGCGAGGGUCUUAGAAUUGGGAGCAGGGAAGUUUGUGAAGAGAAAAUCAUUAUCCUCUUUGUUUUUUUAUUAUUAUUAUUAUGAGAAAAUAAAAUAAAAGUUAAAAUUCAAAAAAUACAAUUUUUUAUACCUUGCUUGAUGACGUGGCAAGUGAGUUGACCAUUGACUAACGGUCAACGAAGUUAACUGUCCAAUUUGACGGUCAAACUCGACUCUGGGCCAAGUUAGGAAGUAUGGUACAUAGUUCAGGUCAGGAUAACAAUUUCGUAGAAUUCAAAAUUUAGAAUUGAAAAUGAAUUCUUUUAUAUACCAAACACAAAAUAAAUUCAUUACAAAAUAAAUUUCUAAAAACUUAUGAAAUUCAUUUAUAUCAAACCGGUAACAUGAUUUCCAAUUUAGUGGCAAAAUGAUCCUUUCAUUUGUAAGUGUAAUUCGGCUAUUUAGUUUUGAGAACUUUUUUUUUAGAACAUUGGUCGACUAGUUACUAAUUACUAGUAUGUUUGGUUGCUCAACUCUUUAGUAUGCUUUUUCCUUAUUGUUAUUGGAUGUAUACGUUAAAAAAAAAAAGUGAAUUGACAGACAGACGCCAUAUGCUUAGCUUCCUUUCAUGUCGCCGUGUUCUCGAAGCACUGAAAGCCUGAAACCCCAGUCUCUUUUUGGGAAAUAACAGAAGCAAUGAACCCUUACGACCCUAGAUACUCCGACCCGGAAUCCUACCGUCAUCGUCGCAGUGACUUGAUCGGACCUCCGGUAAUGGCUGGUGGCGCCUAUCCGCGCGGUGGAGCGGUGCCUUAUGGUGGGCAUACGCAAUCGAUGCCAUUUGCAGCGGGAGGAAACGGUCCUGUUUUUUCCGAUGGAUAUCCACCUUUCAAUCCGCCUGCGGGCAGGUUCGAUAUCGGGCGCGGAGGAGGUGGCAGAAGGGGAUAUGGUGGUGCCGGUAUCAUGGAUAGGAGGUUUGAUGGUGGUCGUGGAAGGGGCCGUGACGGUGGAGGCCGUGGUGGUGGCCGGGGAUUUGAUGGAGGCCGUGGUGGUGGAAGGGGAGGUAGGUAUGGCGGUGGGUCUUCGAGAGGCGAUUUAGAUAACAUUGCCCUGCCGAACCAGGAAUUUGGAAAUUUGGUUCCUUUCGAGAAGAACUUCUACAUUGAGUGCCCUGCAGUUCGAGCUAUGUCAGAGCAGGACGUAAUGAUGUAUCGUUCGAGAAGAGACAUUACGGUCGAAGGGCAUGACGUGCCUAAGCCCAUUCGGAUGUUUCAGGACGCCAACUUCCCAGACUACUGCUUAGACGUGAUUGCUAAGUUGGGUUUUGUUGAGCCAACACCAAUUCAGGCUCAAGGCUGGCCCAUGGCUCUAAAGGGUAGGGAUCUGAUUGGUAUUGCUGAGACAGGUUCCGGGAAGACCCUAGCCUACCUGUUACCUGCGUUGGUUCAUGUUGGUGCACAGCCUAGAUUGGCCCAAGGUGAAGGUCCAAUCGUGUUGGUGCUUGCUCCUACACGAGAAUUAGCUGUUCAAAUUCAAGAAGAAGCUGCAAAGUUUGGUGCCCGUUCUUAUACUAGGAGUACCUGUGUGUAUGGUGGUGCUCCAAAGGGCCCACAAAUUCGUGAUCUGAAAAGAGGUGUUGAAAUUGUCAUUGCGACCCCUGGUCGGUUGAUUGAUAUGUUGGAAGCUCAACAUACAAACCUGCGAAGAGUAACAUACCUUGUUUUGGAUGAGGCUGAUAGGAUGUUAGACAUGGGCUUUGAGCCCCAGAUCAGGAAAAUUAUAUCUCAAAUCCGACCUGAUAGACAAACAUUGUAUUGGAGUGCCACCUGGCCAAAAGAAGUUGAAACACUAGCAAGACAGUUUCUGCGAAAUGCAUACAAGGUAAUCAUUGGUUCGGCCGAUCUAAAAGCAAAUCAAUCCAUAAAUCAAGUAAUCGAAGUUGUUACAGAUGUUCAGAAGUAUAACAGACUGGCGAAUCUGCUAAAAGAAGUGAUGGAUGGUAGUCGAAUUCUUAUAUUUACAGAGACAAAAAAGGGAUGUGACCAAAUCACAAGGCAAUUGAGAAUGGAUGGGUGGCCAGCAUUAUCCAUCCAUGGAGACAAAAAUCAGGCUGAAAGGGAUUGGGUUCUUUCUGAAUUCAAGAGUGGCAGAAGUCCUAUAAUGACUGCCACUGAUGUUGCUGCCCGUGGUCUUGAUGUGAAGGAUAUAAAAUGUGUCAUCAACUUCGAUUUCCCGACCAGUCUUGAAGAUUACAUUCACAGGAUAGGGAGGACAGGGCGUGCUGGCGCCAAAGGAACUGCCUUUACAUUUUUUACACAUGGAAAUGCAAAAUUUGCUAGGCAUCUUAUUAAGAUCUUGGCUGAAGCAGGGCAGGUUGUGCCCCCUGCAUUGUCUGAUAUGGCAAGAUCAGCCUCGCACGGAGGUUCAGGAGGGAACUUCAGAUCCAGAGGACGAGGAGGGGGAGGAGGUGGUUAUGGCAACAGGAUUUCGGGUUCCAAUGUAAUUCCUCUAGGAUCCAAGAGGCACUGGUAGUGAUUUUGAUGUAUCUAUGUAUGGGUAGGUGCGUUGAAACAGUAAUGUAUUCACUAGAGUUAGACUAUUGCUGCGAAUGUGUUUAUUCAUCCGAGUGUCGAAGCGCCAUGGAAAAUCAACGAUCCAUUACUAUUAGUAAUGUAAUGUAAGAACAGGCGAAUAGAAGCUUGCCGACAACUACUAUUUGGCUUAGCUAGCUCAUUGUUUACAAUGAUUGACUGGAAUUUUUGAAGUUCUUUUAAUCCCAUUUUGUUCUAUCCGUUUGAUGAUGAUUGUAAACGGAAGCAUAAAAGAAGUAAAUUGUC
Linum trigynum is the source of this 3280-nucleotide messenger RNA. Lineage: Eukaryota; Viridiplantae; Streptophyta; Magnoliopsida; Malpighiales; Linaceae. The record is from the annotation of a GenBank genome assembly.